CUGCCGGCACACCCGUGACCACCACGAGUCCCUUAUGGGACCCUAUCGCUCAACCUGUGACCUCCAAUGCGCGUCUGGAUUCGCCGCUUGCUUCUAGUACAUUCACUAACGGGACGAACGGCCGACGACAUUCCUCAUACACUUCCUCACACGUUUAUGACUGGCAUAAAGCUAAAUUGGCUCUUCUGCUCUGCUGAUAAGGCGGAAUCUCCUGGAUUCUCGCAAGCUUUCUUCCUUGAUCCCGAGCAUGCGGGCAUCAGCUGACCGUUCAUAAUGAACCAGGGGCACCCUGGCUAACACAUACCCUUUUUCACAUAUAAAAGCGUUUUCAAGGCCAUGGGUUCUGAUCACUGUACCUCGUCAUUCCGCGAUGCUAGCUACAAGAUUCUUCCGUACUGCUACGAAGAGCCUAUCGGUCUGGAUGCAGCCACGAAGGCAGCUUCAGAUCCCUCAUUCAAGCCCAGACCACGGAUCUUCGACGAGUUCGCCCUCACGGAUCGCGUGAGCGUGAUCACAGGGGCAAGCCGAGGCAUCGGACUCGACAUCGCUCUCGCGCUUGGCGAAGCGGGCUCUCGCGCCGUGUAUUGUAUAGACAUUCCAGACCAACCCUCAGAGGACUGGAAAAUCUCCCGAGAUUAUAUACGCAAGAUGGACAAUGGGUCGAGACUCGAGUACGUCCAGGCCGACGUUAGGAACCAGCAGGAAAUAUGGGACAAGGUCGAGGACAUCGCGAAUAAGGAGGGACGUAUGGACGUCUGCGUUGCAAAUGCGGGGAUCUUGCGGUUUGGAACGUAUUGUCUGGAUUGGACGGCUGAGCAGUUCCAGGAGGCGAGUCUUCGUGACGUAAUGGAUGUCAAUACGAAUGGCGCUCUCUUCACAGCACAAGCUGCAGGCCGGCAGAUGAAGCGCUUCGGCCAACCUGGCAGCAUCAUCAUGACUGCGUCGAUUAGUGGACACAUCGUCAAUAAGGGUUGUGAGGGUUUGCCUUAUAACACAAGCAAGUCUGCCGUGCUCCAGAUGACCCGAAGCAUGGCCUGCGAACUCGGGCCAUACAACAUCCGCGUGAACUCGAUAUCUCCUGGCUACAUCCUGACGAAGCUAACUUCAAUGAUGCUUGUGGACGAGCCUGAACUCGUCGACUCCUGGGCGCAGUCGAACCCGAUGGGGAGGAUUGGUAGUCCUCGAGAACUGCGAGGACUUGUAACAUGGCUCGCGUCCGACGCGUCGAGCUUCUGUACUGGUAGCGACAUUCUUAUAACCGCUGGACAUCAUGCAUGGUAACGAAAUCCUUUUUCUUCUGGGUUCAAUAUGUUUUACCUAGGGGUUUCGCGGUGUAUCUAUGUUGGAAAUAUAACAUGGGCC
Messenger RNA from Coniophora puteana RWD-64-598 SS2, 1362 nucleotides. RefSeq names its product NAD(P)-binding protein. The record is from RefSeq and is a predicted model, not a curated record. Bases 337 to 1281 code for a protein of 314 amino acids. Lineage: Eukaryota; Fungi; Basidiomycota; Agaricomycetes; Boletales; Coniophoraceae. The transcript is spliced from 6 exons. Gene Ontology annotation, cellular component: intracellular anatomical structure. Gene Ontology annotation, molecular function: oxidoreductase activity, acting on NAD(P)H, oxygen as acceptor.